Messenger RNA from Hypomesus transpacificus, 2678 nucleotides. It is a transcript of the gene hmga1a, whose product is annotated as high mobility group AT-hook 1a. Gene Ontology annotation, cellular component: chromatin; nucleus. The record is from RefSeq and is a predicted model, not a curated record. Lineage: Eukaryota; Metazoa; Chordata; Actinopteri; Osmeriformes; Osmeridae. Gene Ontology annotation, molecular function: DNA binding; transcription coregulator activity. The transcript has 5 exons. Bases 379 to 684 code for a protein of 101 amino acids. Gene Ontology annotation, biological process: regulation of DNA-templated transcription.
CCCAUGAGGACGGCUCUUUAAAUUGCCUACAAACUCCUUGAAGCUGGCGCCUUUUCUUUUUCUCAGAGAAAAAAACGCACAUGCUCUUCUUUCUGCUUUCUUUUUUUUUCUUGUUGUUGCUGGCAUUGGACCUGCAUCAACCUGCUUCAAUUGUAUCCUGGUACAUGUCUUAAAAUCUUUGCACUUCUCUUCUCUACUGUAUUUGUUUUACGUUGCAUACACUGGGAUUUAAAGGGGCGGGCUAUGUGUUGUCUCUGUCGAAUAAGACAGGAGCUUUAAAAGCUUUAACCGGUAAGAGAGGCAGACGAGAUUGUUCACUCUUUCGUUUCUAUUUGGUCAGGGCCAUAUUCUUCAAGUGAUAAAGGAUAGUAAGGAAACAUGAGUGACAAGGGAACUGUCUCUCCAAAAGAGAAAGAGGGGGCAGAGAAGAGGGGGCGCGGAAGACCUCGGAAACAGCCACAAGCAAAAAGUUCAGAUGAGCCCAGUGGGUCCCCUACUCCAAAGAGGCCCAGGGGAAGGCCGAAGGGUAGCAAAAACAAGACAACCACCAAGGGCAAGAAGGCACCAGCAUCCUCACCUGCAGGAAUGAAACGAAGGGGAAGACCGAAGAAGGAGAAAAAAGAAGAAAAGACAUCACAGGAGUCAUCUGAUGAAGAGGAAGAGGAAGAAGAGGAAGACCAGUAACUUGCACCCACGCUACCUCACUCAACAUACUGACUUCCCAUUAAGCAGAGCUGGACUGAAUUUCCAAUACCAGUGCCACACCAACCUCCACUGUUCACUUCUUGCCUUCUAGCUAAAAGAGGGUCAACAUACUUCAUCAGAUUUAUCUGUAACAGCACUGUAUAAACAACGGACCUUUUACAGUAUCAAAUCAUCAGACAGGUUACAGUUCUCUCUCCAUGCGUAAGUUGUGGUAUUUGCAAGUAUUUUCUACUGGACAAAAGUAUGCUCUGAGGAGAUUUUGGACCUUUUUUUCCGAAAGACGGUGUGUAGGACCUUUUCUCCGCUUAACGUUACAAGUUUUUCCAUGUACCCUUAUCUGAGAUGUUAGUACAUAUAGACUUUCUCCAAGUUUUAUACUGGACAAUGGUGGAUUUUACCUAUACUUGCUGUUCUGUUUUGUGUGUGAAGUGGUUAGUCUAUCCCUUAUGCCUACUUAUAGGUACGGGAGCUGAUCGUCAGGAUGUAUAGUAAAAGAAUACAAUAGGUUAUUAUAGACGUAUUAUUCAUGUCUAAUCUGUGUAUCUGACCUCUACCCUACUAUUCCAUUAAUAGUGCAGAAUAGAAUUCUUCCCAGAACUGACCUUUGUGAUAGACGUUUCUCUCCUUCUAUGGGCUCUACUGGGGAAGCUUGUAUGAAAUGUUUUACUUUUUAUCCACAGAUCCACAUAUUAGUCAUGUCCGACCGACCGUUUUUAUUCUGUUCCUCUGAGUUAUAACAUGUAAUUAAAGCCAGAGACAGUAUGCUGCUUUUACUUUGAUGAUAACUCAACAUCAGUGACAGUGUCAUGGUUAGGCAAGCGACAAGUUGAGAAUAACAUUUAUCUCAUCACUUCAGGGAGCUUUCAUUAACUCUGCAUUAACUGUUCUCUGUUUGGUCCUACAGUUCGACCGUAUUUGCUGCGUUCUUUGAUAGAUUCAAGAAGCAAAAAGUAAUUCUGCAAACUUGGAGCUUAAUUGUUACAGAGAGGUUAUUGUCAUUGUAUCCCCAGUGGGUCUAUACAAUAGUCAUUCCAUUUGAUCUCUCGCUGCUUUACAUACCGAAGUAUCUAUGUCCGGAAGUUGAUGUAGUAUUUUUGUCUUUGUGGAUGCAGAGUCUGUUGUCUGAUCCAGAAACAAAUGUUUGUCUUGUUUAUGUUUGCUCAGUGUCAGGGAACUCUUGAUCACAGUCCAGUUACUGGGUUUUAUCCUCAAACCUAAGCUGCUACAACCUCAGUCAUAAACCCGGAAAACUGCAAACGGGCCACACAGGCCCUGGACUCUCAUACCUCACACAACAGCUGACUUCACCAUAUUAUUGCAUUCAACUGGUUUCAAUUGUACAAUGUAAUCUCUGACUAGUGAGUGAGAGAUGUCUGUAUUGAAUAGUGUGUGUAUUUUUUUUAUCUUACUGUAAUUAGGUAUUCUAAGAUGACUGCCUAGCUUGUUAAGUGCGCUCACACACACCGCUCAGCUCUUCUUGUUUUAUGAAUAGAUCUUACAGACAAGUUGUUAAAACGUGUGUUAAGUCAGGGAGACCUGUCAGCCUGGCAAACUGUGUUCACUGACUGUGGUAGAUUAGCAGGUGUGUUUUGAUCUUUUUUUUAAUAAAUUCUCUUCUGGUGCACUGAAAUGUUUGCUUGGUUUAGAGUUUCAUGGACAAUAUUGUUAAUGUCUCUAUGUUUAGUGACAAGGACUGGGCACUCUAUCCAAGUUAGUAUGUCUUCAGCCUCCGUGCGUUCCGUGCUACAGGGCUCUACAUCAUGUUCAUUUGGACAGUGGUUAUUUCAUAAUCAAUUAAAGACAGUUCUGACAAUGUACAAUACCCCAAAGUCAUCAAUGUAUGUUCAUUUAUAAAAAGUCUAUGGGAAGGGAGCAUUCUUUAAAAUGUACAUUUUCUAUAAAUGUACAAGGUCUAUAUUUCUAUGGUGCCCUAUGACAAUUUGUAUUCAGAAAUGGUCAAUAAAAAGAAGAAU